AUGGCUUCGUGUACAGCAGAAUGUGUUAUCUCGUCGCUUUUGGACACUGAUUUGUACAAAUUGACGAUGCAUGCUGCGGUUCACAGGCACUUUCCCAGUGUUGACGUCGAGUUUAAAUACACAAACCGUACUCCUUUGAUGAAGUUUUCCCUCGAGUCGUACGAGUAUGUGAAGAGCCAGAUCGAGUUGUUGGGCGCUUUGAGGUUUACCACUGAUGAGAUUCGCUACUUGAAAAAGGAAGUCUCGUACUUGCCUGCAGACUACUUUGAGUAUCUCCAAACUUUUAAACUCACUCCAAGAGAACAUGUCAGGUUGGAAUAUGAUCAAACCACGUUUGAGCUUUCCUUGAAGGUUGUAGGCAAGUGGCAGGACACAAUUUUAUACGAAAUUCCCCUACUUGCCAUAUUGUCGCAAGCUUAUUUUAAAUUUGUUGAAACUGAAUGGAAUUUCGAUGGCCAGUAUGAAUUAGCUAAGGAAAAAUGCAAAAAAUUGGUUGAUCAUGGAUGUGCCUUUUCCGAAUUUGGAACCAGGAGAAGAAGAUCCACUCAUUCUCAGCAAAUUGUGCUUCAAUCAAUAGUCGACUACUUUCAACAUGAGGUUCCUGAGCUGAAAAAGCAUUUACUUUUGGGCACAAGCAAUGUUUUCUUUGCCAAAAAAUUUAAUUUAAAACCAAUCGGCACUGUAGCUCAUGAGUGGAUUAUGGGAAUCGCUGCUAUUACAGGUGAUUAUCUUAAUGCUAAUUUCAAUUCUCUCAAGUUUUGGUGUGAUACUGUUGGCUUGCAAAAUGCAGGUUUAGCCUUAACAGAUACUUUUGGAACAGACGCCUUUUUAAAGAAUUUUAAAGAGCCUUAUAUUUCAAAUUACAUUGGUGUAAGACAAGAUUCUGGUGAUCCGUUGCUUUAUGCUGAAAAAAUUGCAGAUUUCUACUUUAAUGUUUGUAAAUUACCAAAGUUUUCAAAAAUAAUUUGUUUUUCAGACUCUUUAAAUGUUGAAAAAUGCAUAAAAUAUCACGAUAAAUCUAUCGAGUUGGGUUUGAAACCAACUUUUGGAAUUGGCACUUAUUUUACUAAUGACUUCCAUAAUCUAAACGGUUCAAAAAGCAAUCCUUUAAACAUUGUCAUCAAAUUGAAGGAAAUUGACGGUAAACAUGCAAUUAAAAUUAGCGACAAUAUUGGCAAAAAUAUGGGCGAUGCUGCCACUGUUCAAAAAGUUAAACAACUAUUGGGCUAUCAAGAAAAAAUUUGGAUUUCUGGAGAUGAAUCCCAUAGAUGGUAA
This is a messenger RNA of Ascoidea rubescens DSM 1968, 1275 nucleotides long. It is a transcript of the gene NPT1, whose product is annotated as nicotinate phosphoribosyltransferase. Gene Ontology annotation, biological process: NAD+ biosynthetic process. Gene Ontology annotation, molecular function: nicotinate phosphoribosyltransferase activity. Bases 1 to 1275 code for a protein of 424 amino acids. NCBI's taxonomy places the organism in Eukaryota, Fungi, Ascomycota, Saccharomycetes, Ascoideales, Ascoideaceae. The transcript has 2 exons. The record is from RefSeq and is a predicted model, not a curated record.